CACCUUUUCCCUUAGAAUCACCUGCCGCGGCACUUUUGUACUAUCUCUCUCUCUUCGUUCACGAUCCGACAUGCAUUUCUUCUCCCAGUCGUACAACUACGAACAUUCUUGGUCCCACGUCGUCCUCGGGAUGUGGCACAAAUACCCCAAUCCUAAAUGCACACACGUUAUCAGCAUAGACGUUGUGGAUCGGACGGUAGACCCACAGACAGGCAUUAUUCGCACAGAGCGCAUCCUCGGCUGCAAACAGAAGGCUCCGGGGUGGAUCGUCAAGCUCUUCGGUGGCUCUGAAGACGCAUACGUCCGCGAGAUAAUAUUCGUCGACCCCGUCCAACAAAACGCCUCUAUCACAUCGGUCAACCUCUCCCUCUCCCAAUUCGCGACAUGCUUCGAGCGAAUAGAAUAUGCUCCCACACACGAUAACCGGACCACAUUCACGCAGACGGCAGAGAUCCAAGCACGAAUGGCGCUAUGGCGAAGUGCAUCUGACGGGCUUGAGCAGUGGCUCGUCCAGCGAUUUGAGCAGAACGCGCAUCUCGGAAAGCUCGGGUUUACAGACGUCCUGCGGGCAUUAGAGGAGCGACAGAUGGCGACGAGUCCGGCUUAGAGGCUGGGCGCGGGAUUCGUAGUUUGAUUGAUACACUCUUUUUUUAGAGCGGGCGUAGACGCGUAGGCACCCAAAAGUAUGCACCGCUGUAUUUCUAACAUUCGUGUACCUUAUGUCGGUAGAGGAUAAUUGCACUGUAGACCGAGGCAAUGAACAUUUUGACGCCCCCUUGCAAUCAUAUUAUUGGAUUCUACAUACUAUUAAAUCAGUGUACGAAUAUCAGCGACUCUCUCAUUUGCCCGGAGGAACGAAAUCCCGGGUCAGGUCGAUGUCGCCCGCCAAAUGAGUGUUCGUAAGACGAACUUGUCGCUGCCGGGGUGCUCCGCCUCGCUUGCCCUUCUUUUUCGUCGUCGGGGCGCGUAUCGGUGCCUGUGCUGCCGCUGUGAGCUGCAACCCCUCUGUGAGACGGUGAGCCGCCUGGAUGACACAGGAGAUGGAUGGAUCUACCUUUGGAGAGAUCUCGUCGCAAUUCCACGUCGUCGGGUAGCUUCAGGCUGUGCCAGAGAUCAUUGAACU
This is a messenger RNA of Mycena citricolor, 1123 nucleotides long. NCBI's taxonomy places the organism in Eukaryota, Fungi, Basidiomycota, Agaricomycetes, Agaricales, Mycenaceae. The record is from the annotation of a GenBank genome assembly.